AUGCCGUCUGUAGAGGGGUUUGACCUUAAUAUUGAACCAACAGAUGUUAGUUUCGCGGAUGAUCCUGUUACUGUUUAUUUGAUCAAUGUGUCACAAGAUGAUCCUAUUGCUAUGUCUCAAGAUGAUCCUGUUGCCAUACCUCCUGUCCCUACUCUAGCAAGUUCAUCAAUGCCUGUAGAAUCUGAUGGUCUCACAGUGCCAACAACUCAAACUGCUACAGAUGGGGGUGAUGUAGAGGAUGGUAUUGAGGUUCUAUCAACACCGCAAGAGCCCUAUGUUGGCAUGACAUUUUGCACCCCGCAAGAUGCUAGGGUUUACUAUAAUAGGUAUGCUAGACACGCUGGUUUUUCCAUCAGAAUUGACACCUCCCGUGAAUCCAAAAAGGACAAUGACAAGAGGAAAGUUAUUUUUGUAUGCCAAAAAGCUGGUGUCAAUAAGAAGCAAAAACUUGAUGAGGAAGGACCGAUAACUGAGAAGAAGAUAGUGAGGCAAAGGCGCAUAGAUUAUGUUGAUAGGACUCGCUGUCCUGCACGCAUGAUUGUGAGAAAAACAGCCCCAUCUCAAUGGGAGGCCGUUCACUUUGAGCGGGAGCACAAUCAUGAGUGUGUGAAGAAGUUCUCUCUUACAAAGUACAUGAAGUCCCAUAGAGAGAUAUCCGCUGAAGAGAAGGAGUUCAUAAAGUUUCUUAAUGGGUGUUGCAUAACAACUACGCGCGCUUACCAGAUAAUGGUUGAGUUGUAUGGUGGUAUUGAAAACUGUCCAUACACGGAAGGUGAUGCAAAAAAUUUGAGAGUGGAGUACCGUGCUGAGUAUCGAGGAAAGGACAUGAAAGCAACCCUUGAUCACUUUGAGGAACUAAAGAAAGAGGAUCCUGAUUUCAUUUACAGUUAUACCCUUGAUGAAUUUGAUAGGGUUGAGAAUCUAUUUUGGGUUGAUGGUGCAGCAAGGAGGUCAUAUGAGCUCUAUGGUAUUGACAGAAAUGGAAUAACUAUUCAGCUUGGUUGUGGCUUCAUGAGGAAUGAAAAAACAGAAGCUUUUGUGUGGUUGUUUACUGAGUUCAAGAAGGCUAUGGGUGACAGAGAUCCUAUUAAUAUUAUCACUGAUCAAGAUUUGGCGAUGGUGGCUGCGAUUGCUCAAGUUUUUACCACUUCAGUCCAUAGGAACUGUAGGUGGCACAUCAUGGAGAAUGCUAGGAAAAGAUUGGGGGCUUUCUUAGAUGGUAAACCAGGCUUGGCUGAUGAUUUCAAUGAUUGUGUUGACAAUAGCUUCUCAAUUGUAGAGUUUGAGUUCAAAUGGCAAGCUAUGCUGGAUAAACAUGAGAUCAAUGAUGAUGAAAGGUUCAAGCAUUUGUAUGAAAUGAGAAAUUGCUGGGUUCCGGCUUACUUCAUGAACAACUUCUUCCCCUUUCUGCAAACAACAACACGGAGUGAAGGAUUCAAUGCUGUCCUGAAGCGAUAUGUGAACCCAAUGAAUUCAAUACUAAACUUUAUUCACCAAUACAAGAAAAUACAGGAUAGAAUAUUCGGCAAACAAAUAAUGCAUGAGGCUAAUACAACUGUCAAGGUUCCGCACUACUUGACUGGCCACCUAUGGAAAGACAAAUGA
Messenger RNA from Panicum virgatum (switchgrass), 1605 nucleotides. RefSeq names its product protein FAR1-RELATED SEQUENCE 5-like. The record is from RefSeq and is a predicted model, not a curated record. Gene Ontology annotation, biological process: regulation of DNA-templated transcription. The transcript is spliced from 2 exons. NCBI's taxonomy places the organism in Eukaryota, Viridiplantae, Streptophyta, Magnoliopsida, Poales, Poaceae. The coding region runs from base 1 to 1605 and encodes 534 amino acids.